GGGAAGGGGCACUUUAGCAAUUCGCGUCAGGUCGCGUCUCCCUCCAUCCCCACGCUUCCAACCCUCCCGCGUCUUUUUCGCGACUCGUGCUCACUGCUGCCUCUGCCAAUCCGCCGCAGCUCAUUGGACCCUGGCCCGACUUGAUACCUUCAAGAUAACCUUGUAUAACCAUCCUCCCUUUGAACAGCAAUACCAUCUGCCUCUCUCCUCUUCUGCGUUGUUCUUUCAAAUUCCAAAUUAUCGCGAUCUCGCUAUCGGCACCUGUAUCGCAGUCGUGCGAUUAGCCAAUGCUCACGUCCCUCGGCCCAUCUUAGAGCGGCUUUGUUCUCUAACUUAACGAGAUUCUGAGGUCCAAAGCCCGCCGAGAAAAUGGCCGCCGACCACCCAAAGGCGGGGAUAUACAGCGCUACGUAUAGCGGUAUUCCUGUCUACGAAUACCAGUUUGGUCCGGACCUUAAGGAGCAUGUGAUGCGCCGCCGAGAAGAUAAUUGGAUCAAUGCAACGCACAUUCUCAAGGCCGCCGGCUUCGACAAGCCCGCCCGGACACGCAUUCUUGAGCGCGACGUGCAAAAAGACAUUCACGAGAAGAUCCAGGGAGGUUACGGGAAAUACCAAGGAACGUGGAUCCCGCUCGAGCACGGCGAGGCGCUGGCCCAGCGCAACAACGUCUACGAGCGGCUGCGGCCCAUCUUCGAAUUUCAGCCCGGCAAUGAGAGCCCGCCGCCCGCGCCGAGACAUGCCAGCAAGCCGAAGGUCCCGAAGGCCCGGCCUGCUGUUCCGAAAUGGGGCAGUAAGUCGCAGAACAAGAACGCAAGCCUCUCUCAAGCCGCCGUCUUCUCACGCCAUCAACAAGGUGCUGCUUUCCAGGAAGACUACGACAACGCGAGCCAGCUAAACGAGGAUGACACCCCGGACAACCUGACGGUUGCCUCGGCGUCCUACAUGGCCGAGGACGACCGCUACGAUAUGUCACAAUACUCGACCGGUCACCGGAAGCGCAAGCGGGAGGAGAUGCUGCAGGACAUGACGGAACAGCAACACGCCAUGUACGGGGACGAAUUGUUAGACUACUUCCUGCUCUCUAGAAACGAGCAGCCUGCGAUUCGCCCCGAUCCCCCGACAAACUUUCAACCCGACUGGCCCAUCGACACAGAACAGCAUACUGCGCUGCACUGGGCGUCCGCAAUGGGCGAUGUCGAGGUGAUCAAGCAGCUGAAGCGGUUCAGCGCCAACCUCGCCUCGCGAAACAUACGGGGGGAAACCCCCUUCAUGCGGUCCGUCAACUUCACAAACUGCUACGAGAAACAGACCUUUCCCAUGGUCAUGAAGGAGCUGUUCAGCACCGUAGACGCGCGGGACGCGUCCGGAUGUACCGUCAUCCACCAUGCUGCCGUCAUGAAGAGCGGGCGUGUCACGAGUCACUCAUGCUCGCGCUACUAUCUCGAGAAUAUCCUCAACAAGCUGCAAGAGACGCGGUCCGCGGACGAACUGCAGCGAUUGUUGGAUGCUCAAGACAAUGACGGCAACACUGCCCUGCACCUGGCGGCAAUGCGGGAUGCCCGCAAGUGCAUUCGGGCGCUGCUCGGCCGGGGAGCAUCAACCGACAUCCCCAAUAACCAGGGCGUCAGGGCUGAGGACCUGAUCAGGGAGCUCAAUGCUUCCAAGUCUAAAGCAGCUCGGGGGGCACCCCAGCGAUCGUCUAGUCCCUUCGCCCCCGACUCCCAGCGGCAUAAUGCGUUCCGCGACGCCGUGGCCGACUCGGACGGCAAGAGACAGGCCAGUUUCCGGAGCGAGGCCGCAAAUACCGUUCAGUCCCGGAUCACCCCUCUUGUCCUGCAGAAGUUCCAAGACCUCGCCCAGAGUUACGAGAACGAGAUCGACGAGAAGGAGGAGGCAGAGAAGGAGGCCAAACGUAUUCUCAUCAACACCCAGGCCGAGCUGGCAAACUUGAGGGCCUCGGUCGCCGACCUUGAAUCUCACCUAGAAGCGGACGAGGCAGCCGCGAAGACGGAAGCCGAAGCCGCCGAAGCGGCUAAGCAGGUGCUCGCCUACCUAACGCAUCAAAAUCGCCUUGCCCUACAAGAGGCCGUCAACAAAGAGCUGGCCACCGUUAACGGCGACAGCAGCAAACCUGCCGACCUGCCCAACGGCCAGCCUGCGGACACAUCCGGCGGCCCUCAGCCGGACGGCGCCACCGCAGACAACGGCACGAAGAAAGACCCAGCAGACGAUGAUCCGCAGGAACGUCUCCGCCUCGCGACCGAGCUGCGGGCCCUCCUUCAGGAACAGCGCCGCGCCGAAGCAGAGUACGUCGAAGCCCGCGGCCUGACCGGCACAGGCGAAAAGAUCGACAAGUACCUGCACCUUCUCAAAUCGUGCCUGCCGCCUGAGGAUCACGAGAUGCUGGAUGAGAAUUUGGAGGACAUGAUCAAGUUGAUGGAGGACGAAGCAGAUGUCACGUCGGCCGGGGCGGCGCCCGCACCAAGUGAGGCCGCCGAAGGGGUGUCCUCGUUGCCCUUGCCGGGGCAGGCGCAGCAGGUGUCGGUGGGGUUGGGUGUGGAGGUGUCGUCUCUGUCAUGAACACGGUGGCCCAGCGAUGUACUUCCAUUGGAGAUGCGUGCACCUUGUUUCCCCCCUCCCCCCCAACCCCCCC
This is a messenger RNA of Thermothelomyces thermophilus ATCC 42464, 2653 nucleotides long. RefSeq lists its product as uncharacterized. Gene Ontology annotation, cellular component: SBF transcription complex; MBF transcription complex. Lineage: Eukaryota; Fungi; Ascomycota; Sordariomycetes; Sordariales; Chaetomiaceae. Gene Ontology annotation, molecular function: transcription regulator activity; DNA binding; protein binding. Bases 370 to 2580 code for a protein of 736 amino acids. The transcript has 3 exons. The record is from RefSeq and is a predicted model, not a curated record.